GUGCAAGUUCCUCUUUGAAGCAGACAGUCUUGAAUGUUUCUGCUUGAUGUGGUCUGUGUGCCGCUCCUGGGUGCGGAGAGCUCUGGCAAGCUCAGAAGUCCGGACAUGUACUUAGUGACCUAUGAUGAUGUGCAUGUGGACUUCACUUGGGAAGAGUGGGCUUUGCUGGAUCCUUCUCAGAAGAGCCUCUACAAAGAUGUGAUGCUGGAGACCUAUAGGAAUCUCACUGCUAUAGGUUACAAUUGGAAAAACCAUAAUAUUGAAGGACAUUUUCAAAGUUCUAGAAGAAAUGGAAGGCAUGAAAGAAGUUAUACUGAAGAGAAACUUUAUGAAUUUACCCAAUAUGAUAAAGACUUUGCAUAUCAGAGUCAUCCUCAAAGGCAUGAAAGAAUUCAUUCUGGAGAGAAGUCCUAUGACGGUAUCCAAUAUUUUGAAGCCUUUGCACAUCACAGUAGUCUCCAAAUACAUAAAAGAACACAUAUUGUAGAAAAACCCUAUGAGUGUAACCAAUGUGGUAAAGCCUUUGCAUAUCAUAGUUAUCUUCAAAGGCAUGAAAGAAGUCAUACAGGAGAGAAACCUUACAAAUGUAAUCUAUGUGGUAAAGCCUUUGGACGCCACAGUCAUCUUCAGAGGCAUGAAAGAAUUCAUACAGGAGAAAAAAGCUAUGAAUGUAAUCAAUGUGGUAAAACAUUUCUACAUCACAGUCAUCUUCAAAUACAUAAAAGAACCCAUAUUGGAGAGAAACCCUUUGAAUGUAACCAAUGUGGUAAAGCCUUUGCACGAAACAGUCAUCUCUUAAUACAUCAAAGAAUACAUACUGGAGAGAAACCCUAUGAAUGUAAGCAAUGUGGUAAAGCCUUUGCAUAUCAAAGUGGCCUCCUAUAUCAUAAACGAAGAUAUAUUGUAGAGAAACCCUAUGAGUGUAACCAAUGUGGUAAAGCCUUUGCAUGUCACAAUAGUCUCCAAGUACAUAAAAGAACACAUACAGGAGAGAAACCCUAUAAAUGCAAUCAAUGUGGAAGAGCCUUUGGACGCUACAGUUCUCUUCAAAGGCAUGAAAGAAUUCAUACAGGAGAGAAACCUUAUGAAUGUAAUCAGUGUGGUAAAGCAUUUGGACGUCACAGUUCUCUUCAAAGGCAUGUAAGAAUUCAUACAGGGCAGAAACCUGAUGAAUGUAGUCAAUGGUGUGAAGAUUGUGGAUGUUACAGUAGUCUCCGGAUACAUAAAAGACCACAUACUGGAGAGAAAUACUUUGAGUGUAACCAAUGUGGUAAAGGCUUUUCACAAAACAGUAGUCUCCAAAUACAUAAAACAACAUUACUGUAGGGGAACUCUAUUAGUGUAACCAAUGUGGUAAAGCUUUUGUAUAUCAUGAUCAUCUUUGAAUACAUAAAAAAACAUGUACUCCAGAGAAACCCUAUGAAUGUAAUCAAUAUAGUAAAGCCUUUGCAUGUCAGUAACCUUCAAAGGCAUGAAAGAAACCAUACUGCAGAGAAAGCCUGUGAGUGUAUUUAAUAUGGUGAAGCCUUUGCCCAUUUCUGUAGUCUUCAUCAUCAUGAAAGAAAUCCAUACUGGAGAAAAACCCUAUGAAUGUAUUUAAUGUGCGGAAGCCUUUUUUCAUAUCAUAAGUCUUCAUUAUUGUGAAAUAAUUCAUACCAGAGAGAAACCUUUUAAGUAUAUUUAAUAUGGUAAAGCCUUUGCAUAUUUCAAUAGUCUUCAUUAUCAUGAAAGUAUUCAUACUGGAGAGAAAUUCUGUAAGUAUAAGCAAUGUGGUAAAGCCUUUGUGUUAUAGGGUCCUCUGAGAUCCAACAAAACUCAAACUCAGGUAAUCAAAUGACAAGAACUUAUUGUAAUCAAGCUGCUACUGAUGUAUCAGGGUCACAGAACACAGUUGGAUACAGAACUGUGACUGCUGCCCAUCCAUCUCCCCACCCAGAGCAAAAAUGUUAUAGAGCUUUUAAAUUCGAAAACGAGAAAUAUCUGUGCCAAGUUGCAGCUCCAUUGGUUUUCACCAAUCAGGAGUUAGGGAUAAGGGCUUUCCUUAUCCAGUUGGUCUAUGUCAACUGAUACAGCCUAACUAAUUAUAUGUAUUCUUUUGUGGUUGGGAACAGGCAUUAUGUUUUGAGGAACAAAAGAUGCAUAACAGAAGCCAUGGUUAAGGACAGUCAAUAUGUUUUUAUGAACAAAGAUGAAUAAUGGAAGCUGGUCUGCAACUUGAACUUAGGUAUAUACCAUAUGAUUAAAUGGAGGCUGAUUAACAAAAAAUGCAGUACUUAGGACAAGUUUCCUCCUUUACUUGUUUCUAACAGUUGCCUAUCACAGGCAUUUUUGAAUACUUAAAAGAAUAACCACAUUGGAGUGAAACUUCAAAUUGUAAUCAACAUGAUAAAGCUGUUUUACAACACAGUUAUGUACAUAAGAGACUACAUACUGGAGAGAAAGCCUAUGAAUAUGCAAUGUGGUAAAUCCUUUGCAUGUAGCAGUAGUCUUAAAAAAUCAUGAGAAAAAGUCAUACUGUGAAGAAAACCAUAGAUGUCCUCAGGAUGCUAACAGUUUGCACUUGAUGGUAUCUGUAUACAAGAGUAAACGCUGAGAGUGUAAUUCAUCUUUUGCAUACCACAGUAAUCUUUAAGGACCUUAAGGAACUGAUAGUGAAAAGAAUCUAUGACUAAAGAAUUUGGAAAGAUCUGUAGCUAACAUCCUUGCAUUCAGUGUCAGGUACAACAUGGUUGUGAAUAUGGCCGCAUGACACAGUUUCAGCUGUGGGAGCACCUUCGAUCUGAGUCAUGCACCUCUGGCUUUCUCGUAGACAGAUGGCACUGCUCUUUCUUGCAUGCUUGUCUGUUACACAUUUUUCAGUCAAUUCAGGCAUAAUUCGACAAGGGAUUUUAUGGAGGCUGACUGCCUUAAUUGUUCUCUGGGACAUUUUUGCCAACUCAUGAUGAUUAUGUUGUACCAGGAAAUAUUUGAAGCAGGAAAUAUUUUUGAGAAACCUGAAGUUUUAGUAGUUAAAAGAAAUAAAGACCCCCAAGGAAAAGGAACACUGGGCCUGGGUCACUAAGGACAGGAAUGACUAUAGAAAAUACAAUGAACAAGAUAGAGGAAGAAAUAGCUGGGUCUACUGGCUAAGUGAGCAGUGGUGAGAGCCCUCAGGAGAGGAGAUGUCUAAUAAGAGAAAGUUUGAUUUAAAAACAGUAUUGGGGAAAAUUGGAAAGUAUCUAUCUAUCUAUCUAUCUAUCUAUCUAUCUAUCUAUCUAUCUAUCAUCUAUCAUCUAUCUAUCAUCUAUCUAGCUAUAAAAUACAAAAGGGUGGGUAGAAAUGUUUGGACCCCACAAGCAGGCUAUUGAUUAGUGAACUGACCUUCCUGGAAAGAUUGGAACAUACUAAUUUGAUCCCCUGGCAUCUCCUACCUAAGGAAAUUAGGGUACAAGUUCUAAGAGAUAGAAUUUGAGCUUGUGAAGGAGUCCUGCAGGAAGCUGUAAAAGAAAUUAAUAUUGCAUAUGGAAAAUAAUUUGAAAAACACUGUAGAAAUAGAUAUUCAGAAGAGUUUAGUAAACUGGAUGAAGAGAUUCUGUAAGUUAGACAAGCUAAAAAUGCUAACAUUACCCUGACCUGGGUAGCACCUUUCUGUUCUCAUGCUAAUGCUGUAAGCACAAGUUUAUGCCCAGAUGACCUGUGAUGUGGAGGUUUGGCUAAGAGUUAAAAGUUAAUGUAUAACUUGCUUUUGCAGACACCAAACUGUGACUUUAUGUGUGCUUUGUGUUUUCUAUCGACAUAGUUACAUGGGUUUUUUUUUUUUUUUUUUUUUUUUUUGGAAAAAAUGGGUUUGAGGAAAAUAAUGAAAAGGCUUUUGAUUAUGUAUUGUAUAAGAAGGAAGUGUGUAACCAAUGAAAGACUGAGGUGAACUCAGAGACAGAACCUGAAAGCUGUCUCAGGGCACAGCUUCAGAACAACAAUGAGUUACCUGUCAGGUUGCACCUGAGACUCUUUAUUUUGUGCUAAUCUAAUCCAUCUGGUUUUAAGAUCCUUGAAACAACUGAGGCUGGUCCUGGGCAAUUCAAUUAUAUAAGAUUAUGGUUCUGAAGGGAAAAUAUGACAAGGGAUAAAAAUCUGUUCAAACAGUA
Messenger RNA from Arvicanthis niloticus (Nile rat), 4124 nucleotides. RefSeq lists its product as uncharacterized. Gene Ontology annotation, biological process: regulation of DNA-templated transcription. The record is from RefSeq and is a predicted model, not a curated record. Lineage: Eukaryota; Metazoa; Chordata; Mammalia; Rodentia; Muridae.